UGCACCUUAGUGAUAUAAAUAUUUUGUUUUGCGAAAUUUGUAAACUAAACAGUGUAGAAAAUAAUCUAAAAACGUUUCGCUUGUACUGUCAAAAUCAAACACAGCGUUUUUCACAAUAGAUGUGCAUACGUUUAUUAGUUCAGUUAUGAUACAACAUUAUGGUGGAAUGCUUGGAUUACGUCUUUUGUUUUUGAUUUUUUAAGUAAUAUAUUCAUUGCGCGUUUAACUAAACAGAAUCAUGCAUAAUAUGUCAACAGUGAACUUGCAAUUAAAGAUCAUUACAUACGUUAAAGGAGGACAGAAAAAAGUCAUAUGAAGGAUUGAGGUUACAAGCAGUAAACAUAUAGACAGGGCUAUAUCAUGUAAAGAGAGAGGACAUAAACAUGUCACAUGAACAGGAUAAAACUUUAGCUGAUGGGGAAGACAGUUUCCUUCAAAUAACGAUGAAGGUGAAAGAGUUAAAUUUAAAAGUAAAUCUGACUUAUGGGGAAGAUCAGAUUCAAGAUAAUGGAAUGGACGGCAUGUUACAGUUAAUGUUUAUUUUCUGGGGAGUUAUUAUACCUAUUAUCGGAGUCAUUGGUCUUGUAGGGAACAUACUUACUGGAAUUAUUUUAUUCCGUCGAGAAAUGCGAUCUACGACGGUAUAUUUCUUGCGGACGUUAGUCAUCACAGAUACGGGAAUUAUAAUUGGUGCAAUAAUGGGAGUUUCUGUGAUCUCUAUAACUCAACUCAAUCAACAUGAAUGGUUGUUUAAUCACGUCAUUUACCCGCAUAUCUUCACUCCUACAAACUACUUUGUGAUGGCUCUACAAACAUUAAAUGUUUGGGCAACUGUAGCAGUGUCAGUUGAACGUUACAUAGCAAUCUGUUUUCCAUUUAAAUCUAUAAAUAUAUGUAACAAACGUAACGCAUAUAUCAUUAUUGGCGUUACAACUGUUUUUUCGACCGCUUAUAACAUUCCAAGAUGUUUUGCCACGGGAUAUACUGUAUGUGGAAAUAAUUGUUUUAUGAUUAUAACAACAGAAUUUGGUCAAUCAUAUUUUUAUACAGUAAUUUAUAGUGGAUGGCUAUAUACAAUUCUUAUAUAUGUAAUACCCCUUCUUAUUCUAGGAAUCUUAAAUGUUUUACUUAUUCUUGAAUUGAUGCGCAUGCGUCAAAGAAGAUGUUUGACGAACACAAAAGAAAACACAGAGUUUAAUAUGAGUAUAGUGCUUGUUAUAAUUGUAGUGGUGUUCAUUAUUUGUCAAACUCCUGGAUUAGUGGCACAAUUUCAUUUUCUAGAUACAGUGUUUUUAAUGAAAUGGACAUGUGUAAGUAACACAUUAUUUGUGUUAAAUUCGUCUUUAAAUUUUCUCAUCUACACAGCCGUGGGGAAAAAAUUUCGAACACUUCUUUUAAAAAUGGCUAAGAAUUGUUUAUGUAGAAAUUUAUACGUGAAUGUUUCAAACACUGACAGAGAGCUGACUACUUUAACAACAAUGAAGGAAACAUACGGCACGGGAGUAAAACUCGAUGAAUUAUCCGCUCUUAACAAACCUGAUAACUAACUUGAUUUGUCCAAUUCAAUUUGUAUAUGCAUUUAUUCUACUGUUAUGUUACAUUUGCAAAUAAACACAUUUACUUUUAUGUUUUGUUUACUAGAGAAGAUACAUUUACAAUUCAUUUUUCCGCCUCUAUAUA
This is a messenger RNA of Ruditapes philippinarum (Manila clam), 1680 nucleotides long. RefSeq names its product FMRFamide receptor-like. Gene Ontology annotation, molecular function: G protein-coupled receptor activity. Gene Ontology annotation, biological process: G protein-coupled receptor signaling pathway. NCBI's taxonomy places the organism in Eukaryota, Metazoa, Mollusca, Bivalvia, Venerida, Veneridae. Gene Ontology annotation, cellular component: membrane. The record is from RefSeq and is a predicted model, not a curated record. The transcript is spliced from 3 exons. Bases 384 to 1547 code for a protein of 387 amino acids.